CAGUAAUGAUAUGAAGGUGAGUGAUAAGCCAGUAACAGAUGUUGGAUCCAUCUGCUCACCUAAAUCGAUUUAAUGUCAUUUCUAUUUCUAUCUGUUUGUUCAACGAACUUCUUUUCUCCUAUUUAAUAUACCCAAUUAAUCCUACCGUCUGUAAUCAACCCUCUUACUCUGGAUCUCACUCCCACAACGAGUUCAGCAAUGGCGGGAUUUUUGUCGAUUCUUAGGCGAUUGUAUCUCACCGCUUAUAAUUGGAUUGUCUUCGCCGGAUGGUUUCAAGUAUUGUUCUUGGCUUUGAAAACUCUAAAGGAAUCAGGGCACGAACACGUUUACAGCAACAUUGAGAAGCCGCUUUUAUUGGCUCAAUCGGCUGCCUUUCUAGAGAUUCUACAUGGUAUCGUAGGCUUGGUAAGAUCCCCAAUAUCAGCAACGCUGCCUCAAAUAAGUUCAAGGUUGUAUGUGGUGUGGGGAAUCCUGUAUAGUUUUCCUGAGGUACAAACACAUCCUCUUGUUAGCUCUUUGGUCAUCAGUUGGUGUAUCACUGAGAUUGUUCGGUAUUCUUUCUUUGGCACAAAGGAGGCAUUCGGUUCUGCUCCAUACUGGCUGUUAUGGCUCAGGUAUAGUACUUUUCUGGUAUUGUAUCCAACUGGUAUCGCUAGUGAAAUUGGUAUGAUCUACAAUGCCCUACCUUUUAUGAAGGAAUCUGGAUUGUAUUCAGUAAGAAUGCCCAACAAGUGGAACUUUUCAUUUGAUUAUUUCUAUGGUGCAAUUGUGGUGAUUGCGAUUUACAUACCAGGUAUCCCGCAUUUGUAUGGAUACAUGCUUGGACAAAGAAAGAAAACUCUGUCUAAAUCGAAAAAGGAGUGAAGAAUCUUAAAUCUCUAUGGUUGUUUAAUUGUAACCAUUGUUGAUGAGUUAUGUUAGUCGUAUUUUCUUUAACCUUUGUAGCGUAAUUUCUUGCACACAGACAUGUUGAAUGGUGAUGAUGUAACUUCACUAUUUAAUUAAUUUAUUAUCUCUCCAUCAAGAAUUUUC
Molecule: messenger RNA, 1032 nt
Organism: Cynara cardunculus var. scolymus (artichoke)
Lineage: Eukaryota; Viridiplantae; Streptophyta; Magnoliopsida; Asterales; Asteraceae
Product: very-long-chain (3R)-3-hydroxyacyl-CoA dehydratase PASTICCINO 2
Exons: 9
Coding region: 199-864 (221 amino acids)
Biological process (GO): very long-chain fatty acid biosynthetic process; fatty acid elongation; sphingolipid biosynthetic process
Cellular component (GO): endoplasmic reticulum membrane
Molecular function (GO): 3-hydroxyacyl-CoA dehydratase activity
Source: RefSeq, a predicted model, not a curated record